AUGUUGGGAGCAGAACACCUCACCAAGGUGGUCUUCUAUCUCUCAGCCCUUCGCGACGCAACCACCUUCAUUCUUAUAAACAAGAAGUGCCAACAGUCAAUUAACUCAGUUGAAACAACUCCUUUUUACAACGACAAAAACGUCAUUGGUGAAAUGAAGCUUUUCAAAAACGCUAAAACUGUGACUUGCAACUACGUCUCUAUUCCAAUCACUACGUGUCAUCUCCAUAUUUACGAUUGUGAUACUUUAUACACAAGAUGCGCAUUAUUUGAAGCUUCACCAAAAAUCACACGAAUUACCUUGAGGGCCGCACAGUACACCAGUACAAUAACAAACGACAUGCCACUGGAGCGUCUUACGAUCAAUUGCCUUGAAGAACUGAACGGACCCAAGACGUCUCAGAAUCCAACCCCUUUUAAAGCCGACUUACAAUUCCCAAGUUGCUCCAUUCAUGUUAUUUGCGACGUCUCUCAAUUGGACAAUGUGAUGUCUGUAAUUCCAGAGAGUCGCCAAAAGACAGACGUUUCGGUUGAAGUUCACAACGGUCAGAUAGUCACAUAUUAUCGAAAAGGAGAGUGGGUCUUUGGUAUGAAAGACGGUAUAAUCACUAUGCAUCUACAAGACAUCCCAACAUUUACCCAAAGCGCUCAAAAGUAUGCAGUUGAAAAGGCGCGGAUCAUCGAUUUUAUCAACCCAGAACAACCAGCAGAACCCGGCGAUUUAAAAGUCGAUUUGGACGUCAAAGAGUUGUACUUACAAGAUUUGAACUGCCCCAAGAUUGCGUUGCCAAGCACACUUGAGAAAUUGGUGUGUUCCAACUGCUCUGUAGUCAGCCUUAAAUUGGACCAGAAAGACUUGAAAAUUGUUACAAUUGAGCAAUGUGCCGAUUUAAAAGAGUUGGACAUCGAAACAAAUGUUGUAGAAUGUGAAGCGAUUUACUUGAAGUCUCUUGAAAAACUUAUAGUGCCACCGACGGUCAAAGUACUUAAAUUGGAUAACAGUGUGUUACCAAUCACUUCAUUCCCAGAAAGUGUCGAAAUAUUAAGCGUUCCCACUACAAGAAAGUUGGAACACAUUGUCUUCCCAAAACACUUGAAAGAGGUUUAUGUGAACUCGUGCUUCAUCACAACACUCCCACAAAUAUGUUCGGAGAGUAUCACUUUUUAUCAGUGCACUUUUACACAGAAAAUAAAUGUGAAAGCAAGAAAAGUGGAGGUGAAUGGAUGUUUUGUCGUAUCAAAUGUUUCUAUUGACGCAGAAGAGGUGUUGUUAACACGAAGUUCUCUUUCGCGCUCGUCGAAGAUGGAAGAAAUGAUGGAGUAUACCCUUCCAUCUGCAAAUUUAGUCACUAUAUCUUCAGUCUCUGGUCUAUCGAAAAUUGUGUUGCCAAGCGCAACUGAGCUCUCAUUAACAAACAACCCAAAUUUGGAAACCCUCGAUGCACCACUGUUAACUCAAUUGAGUGUCAUUGGUAGUCCUCUGAUGAAUUUUGAUCUGCCAAAACUCCAAAAGUUUGCUGUGGAUAACACUACCGUCCCUUCAAAUGGAAAAUUGUAUGGAGUUGGAUCGUUCAGACUUGAGAAAUGCACAGUGUCACUCGCAAGUCAACUUCUUGUGAAUGUCAAAAAAUUCACAACGUUCUCAUUAACAGGGUCUGAGGUGUCUUCUAUUUGCUCCGAAAAAAUCGAGAGACUUCGCCUCUACAAUUGCAAAGAUAUUACAGAAGUGAAAAUGAAAAACUGCGAGGUGAUUGCGCUCUUUGACUUGCCCAAAUUAUCGACGUUCGAAUGUGAUAAUUGCGUGAACGAUCUGACAAUCUUAAAAUGCCCCAAUGUCAAACUUUCACUUGAACGCCCAAUGAAAAAACUCUUAGUUGGGUCAGAGGGUGAGUUUGCUUCUGAAAAUUCGUUAGAGAUCAAAGGCGUUGUUGGGAAGAGUAUUGUAGCAAACGCGCCGUUUGUAAGAAUUGAAGAUGUGACAGACUGUACAAUUGUCUUAACAAAGAACGUGAAAAAUUUUGUAUGUGUUGGGUCUCGAAACGUCGAUUUAAAAGGAUUGGAAGAAACACAAGCAGAGUGCGUUGACAUUUCGAUGUCGUCCCAAAUUGUUUUGAACCUCCCCAAAUCGACCAUUCAAUUGUUGACUAUUUUGGAAUGCCAAGACGUCACUUGCAAAAACAUUACAGAAUGCACUUUGCUACCAAAACAAAUUAGAGAGGAUUAUGAGAAGCAACAGUACGAAAAAGUACCAAAGGAUCAGUGCAUCAUCUGCUAA
Molecule: messenger RNA, 2274 nt
Organism: Entamoeba invadens IP1
Lineage: Eukaryota; Evosea; Mastigamoebida; Endamoebidae
Exons: 1
Coding region: 1-2274 (757 amino acids)
Source: RefSeq, a predicted model, not a curated record